AUGGAACAGAACACACUCAAGCGACGAGGCGUAGGCCUCACCGGAAAGGAUGCACGGUCUGCCGGCGGCUUCACUCUCUUCUGCCCUCUCACCAGCGACACCGCUCACCUGAUUGCCAUUGACGGCUCCGAGGCGCAUACCUGGAAGCUCCCCGGCCGAGUCGGGCGGCACGCCCGCAUCCUGCCCAACGGAAACCUCGCCGUCAACACGCUCCGGCCGCCCCCCGCGGACAAGACCACCGCCGACGGAGGCCCGUUCCCCUUCCCCUUCUUCAACAAGUACGGCGGCGGCGUCAUGUCCGAGCUGGCCCCGGACGGCGAGGUCGUGCGCCAGUUCACGGAUCCCCUGGCGCACCACGACCAGUACCACUACGGCGACGGCCGGAUCCUGUACACCGCGCUGGAGGCGCUGUCGCCGGAGGAGUCGGCCAAGGUGGUCGGGGGCGUGCCCGGCAGCGAGGUUGACGGCAUCACGUACGCGGACACCAUCAAGGAGGUCGAUCCGGGGGGGAACGUGACGUGGGAGUGGAAAGUCUCGGAGCGGCUGCCGCGCGCCGAGUACCCCCUGCAGGCGCACUACACGCGCGAGCACUAUCCGCUCGUCAACUCGGUGCUGCCGCUGCGCGACGGCAACAUCCUGGCGUCGCUGCGCUCCGUCUCCGCCGUCAUCAUCAUCGAGCGGUCCACCGGCGAUAUCGCGUGGCGUGUUGGCUCCGAGAUCCUCGCGCAGCAGCACAACGCGACGGAGCUCGACAACGGCAACAUCCUCGUCUUCGACAACGGCGCGUUCCGCAGCGGCGAGUCCGUCAUGUACUCGCGGGUGAUUGAGAUUGACCGCGCGAGUAGGGCGAUCGUGUGGGAGUACCGCGACCGCUCGCAGAUGCACAACUUCUUCACGCCGUUCAUGGGCAGCGCGCAGCGGCUGGCGAACGGGAACACGCUGGUGUGCGAGAGCGCGUUCGGGCGCAUGUUUGAGGUGACGAGGGAGGGGGAGGUUUGCUGGGAGUAUGUCAACCCGCACUUUGCGCCGUACGCCGAUGAGGUGACGGCGAGCAUCUUCCCGGGAGAGUCGAAUGCUGUCUUUAGAGCGUAUCGAUACUCGAUCGAGGAGAUCCCUUGGCUGGAGAAGAAGGAGCAAUUAGAGUGA
Molecule: messenger RNA, 1146 nt
Organism: Cordyceps fumosorosea ARSEF 2679
Lineage: Eukaryota; Fungi; Ascomycota; Sordariomycetes; Hypocreales; Cordycipitaceae
Product: Arylsulfotransferase
Exons: 1
Coding region: 1-1146 (381 amino acids)
Source: RefSeq, a predicted model, not a curated record